CUGCACCCAAAUUACGACCUCGCGAGCCUAGCAUUUUCCUCUGCAUUGCUCCGUUUAGAACAGGCUGUUCUCUCGUACUUAGCCCUCGCCUUUCUCACUCUCUUCGUUUCACUUGCUCCAACAUGGCAAACAAACCAAGGGGAUACGGCUUCAGUGCAGAAGCAGCUAAAAAGAUCGAUUCAAAGUAUGACCCCACGAAAGAAGAAGAGGCGCGUAAGUGGAUCGACACGGUCCUGGGGGAGUCGAUAUUUGGCGAGAAUGGCGGUGUAGACACGGUGCAUCAGACGCUCAAAGACGGCCAGGUCCUGUGCAGGCUAGCUAACCGUUUGGGCGGUAAUUUGAAGAUUAAUCAGCAGAAGAUGCCCUUUAAACAGAUGGAAAAUAUUGGCAACUUUCUGUCAUUCAUUGAGAAUAAGUUAGGCGUGGCUAAAAAUGACCUGUUCCAGACGGUAGAUCUCUACGAGAAGUCUAAUAUGUGGAACGUCAUUUGCUGUAUUCAUGCUGUUGGACGAAGGGCUGUGGCCAAAGGCCUGAACGUGCCUCUCUUGGGCCCUAAGGAGGCGGAAGCAAACCCGCGUGACUUCACAGAGGAGCAGCUCAAGGGAGGGGCGGGGAUACAUUUCGCGUAGGACCCCUGACGAUAUUUGCAUAGGUCACGUGACGAUAUUUGCAUAGGUCACGUGACGAUAUUUGCAUAGGUCACGUGACGAUAUUUGCAUAGGUCACGUGACGAUAUUUGCAUAGGUCACGUGACGAUAUUUGCAUAGGUCACGUGACGAUAUUUGCAUAGGUCACGUGACGAUACUUGCAUGUAGUUGAUUUUAUGGUAGAUUUGUUUCUCGCUAAACCCCAAUGUUUCGUUUUUUGAAGUUAGUCAAAGGCGUCUAAUAAAAACCGGCAUGAUAACACAGUCCCGAUCAGAUACAUGACUGUAUAGAUUACUUGGAAAAAGUGGUAUUGGCAAAAAACGUUUUACAACAAAUUUAGACAGAACUCACACGAUCAAACUAAAGACUUUGCAAAUCACUUAUUAGAGACCUUACGCAAGGACGACAGCGACGGUCUCGAGAAAAGGUCAUUCCAAAACGAUCGUUGACGUUCGUGACGGCGCGCGUAGAAAUUGAAAAUAGGAACAUGCCGUUAUAAGGGGCGUCCACACUAACACGGAUUCGUUGGGAUCUGUAUACUUUUUGAUACCAGGCCUUCCGUCCACACUAACACGCGCGCUGGAUCCAGCAAAUCCGGAAAGUGAAUCAAAAUGAAUCCGUGUACUUUGGUCCAUAGUGAUGACGACCCCGCCGUUUUUUAGCAAUUCGCGAGCGCGCGCGCCGUACUUGAUGCCGUCGCCCUAAUCCUUGCGUAAGGCCCCUACCUCCAAGACGCUAGUAUAUCAUCGUGUAGGAAGAAGUUUAUUAAAAAAACGGAGCAUGUGAA
Molecule: messenger RNA, 1434 nt
Organism: Nematostella vectensis (starlet sea anemone)
Lineage: Eukaryota; Metazoa; Cnidaria; Anthozoa; Actiniaria; Edwardsiidae
Product: muscle-specific protein 20
Exons: 6
Coding region: 123-629 (168 amino acids)
Molecular function (GO): protein binding
Source: RefSeq, a predicted model, not a curated record